Messenger RNA from Phascolarctos cinereus (koala), 4743 nucleotides. It is a transcript of the gene ADGRD1, whose product is annotated as adhesion G protein-coupled receptor D1. Gene Ontology annotation, biological process: cell surface receptor signaling pathway; adenylate cyclase-activating G protein-coupled receptor signaling pathway. Gene Ontology annotation, cellular component: plasma membrane. NCBI's taxonomy places the organism in Eukaryota, Metazoa, Chordata, Mammalia, Diprotodontia, Phascolarctidae. The record is from RefSeq and is a predicted model, not a curated record. Gene Ontology annotation, molecular function: G protein-coupled receptor activity.
AGCACCAAGAUAUAAAUAGAGAAACAGAAUGGGACAAAGUUUGAGGAGAGAACAUGACAUCACUCAGACUUUCUCUCCACCCAACGAGAUCUGGGAUGGAGGUGCAAACAUGAGCCAGACAGGGAAGGACUUAGCAAAUCAUUUCAAUUCGGCUACUCUGGAGAAAGCUGGAGCAACUCUGUGAAAAAAGUUCUCUUAAGAGGUUUCUUCCCCGAUUCCCUCCUCAUUAAAGAGUAACUCAGAACCACAGCUGAAUAGACAGGGUGCUCCUGAACACUACAGAGGGGACAAGAAACCACAUGCUGAAUGAGAGAGACCUCUUUUUGGCACUGAGCACAGGAAGAUUUUUGGGAUCGUUUCUGGGGAACUGUGCAUUUUGGAAUUGGAUUGAUUCUUCCCACAUUCCUCAGCUGCUCUAGUCAUGGUAAAGCAUUUAUCGAUUCCUGAAAGUUGUUGAAUUCUGAAAACACCCAUCCAUGCCUCCGGACAACCAACGUGGACCGGGAGAACUUCCGAAAUGAAUUUUCUGAACCUGUAUGAAGAUGCCCUUUUCACAAGGAAGUGAGAAUUAACAUUUUUUUUUCUUAAAGAAAGAAAGAAACAAACUUGGGUUUCUGCAACCCAUCUCCCCGGAAUCUGGCUUGACUCACUUUUUUUUUUCAAACUUUUGGGAAGACCACCAUGAGGAAGCUGCUGUUUCUUUUCUGUUGGUAUUUGCGGAUGCUUUUUUUGUUUUUGGAAGAACAGGUAUCUGGAAAUUAUCCUCCAGCACAAGGACACCCAGGGUUCGAGGUGUUAGCAUCCGCUUCUCAUUACUGGCCACUGGACACCGUGGAUGGAAUUCAUGAGCUUCAGGAUACAACAGGAGCAUUAAGAAACCACAACUUCACUGUGCUUACCUCCCAUAAUUCUACCUUUGUAUAUACCAAUGACUCUGCCUACUCUAACUUCUCUGCAACCGUAGACAUUGUAGAAGGGAAAGUCAGUAAAGGCAUUUACCUCCGAGAGAAGAGAGGAGGGACGUUACUGUAUUACAAAGCCUCUUGCAUUAGUAACCCAACCCUGUGUGACCCUGAAGGAGUCACAUUUUCAUUUUUCUGGAAGAUCCAGGGAGAGCAGCCCAGGACAGCCCUUCCAGCCUAUGGAGGGCAGGUUAUUUCCAGUGGAUUCAAGGUCUGCUCCAGUGAAGGAAAAGGCUCUGUGGAAUUUUACACUCGUGAGAAUUCUAUGAAGUGGGAGGCCAGCUUCAGUCCACCAGGUCCCUAUUGGACUCAUGUCCUAUUCACAUGGAAAUCCAAGGAGGGCCUGAAAGUCUACGUCAAUGGGACCCUGAAUACCACAGACCCAAGUGGAAAAGUAUCUCAUACCUAUGGGGAGCCCAAUGUCAACCUGGUGAUCGGCUCUGACAGAGACCAACCUAAGAACUAUGAGAAUGGUGCUUUCGAUGAGUUCAUUAUCUGGGAGCGAGCCCUGACCCCCAGUGAAAUCAGGAUGUAUUUUACAGCUGCUAUUGGAAAGCAAGUAUUUCUUUCUACCACACCUCCCACUGCUGCAACCAACAUGAAGGUCUCCACUGAUGUCUAUUGUUCCAUCAUAAACAACUUGAAUGAGCAAAGAAGCAAUUCUGAACGAGAAGGGACCAUGCUGAGCUACCUUCAGAACAUGUCAGUCAGCUUACCCAAUGAGUCUCUGUCAAAGGAUACUGCCCUCAAUUUCACUGAGGCCUUCUUAGAAACUGUGGGAGAGGUACUUAAAUUCUCAAGUUGGACAAACACAGAUGAGAAACCUUCUGUCGGGGUGGGUUUGAUUGACACUGUGGACAAAGUUCUGUGGCACAUAGCUUACAAUCUGCAAACGUACAAAUUGGCUGUUACCAUCCAGGGCUCAUCUUCAGUAGCAGAGUAUUCAUUGGCCAAAGUGCCCCCAGAGACGAUGACAUCUCCUCACUACCGCUUUCCCACCCAGGGACAGAGCUAUAUUGAAAUUCCUCGGGAGGCCUUCCAUAGUAAAGCCUGGACUACCAUCGUUGGCCUCCUCUACCACACAAUGCACUGUUGUUUCAACAAAAUCCAGCCUACUGACACAAAGAUCAUUGAAGCAGUCAACUACAAAAAGCACUUGAUACUGGCUACCAGUUACCUUAUUUCUCUGAAGGUAGAACCACCACCAGUGUUGUCCCAGAACUUGUCAGGAUCACCUCUGAUCACUAUCCGGCUCACACAUACCCUGAGUCAGGAGCAAUACAGUGAUGUAACAAAUAAAAGCAACCAGAUUUUCCUUUACUGUGCAUUUUUGGACUUCAGCUCCGGAGAAGGCAUCUGGUCUAACCACGGCUGUGUCCUCACAGAAGGGAACCUCAACUACUCCAUCUGUCACUGUAAUCACCUCACCAACUUUGCUAUUCUGAUGCAAGUGGUACCUUUGGAGCUGACCAAAGGACACCAGGUGGCGCUGUCAUCCAUCAGUUAUGUUGGCUGUUCCCUCUCCAUCUUCUGCCUGACCAUCACCCUGGUCACGUUCGCUAUGCUGUCCUCAGUCAGUACCAUCCGAAACCAGCGCUACCAUAUCCAUGCCAACUUGUCCUUUGCCAUUCUGGUGGCCCAGAUCUUACUUCUCAUCAGUUUCCGAUUUGAGCCACGAACAAUUCCUUGCAAGGUCUUAGCAGUGCUGCUACACUUCUUCUUCCUGAGUGCCUUCGCCUGGAUGCUGGUGGAAGGCUUGCAUCUUUACAGCAUGGUGAUCAAGGUGUUCGGCUCAGAGGAGAGCAAGCAUCUCUACUACUACGUCAUUGGUUGGGGUUCUCCACUUGUGAUCUGCAUCAUUUCUGUAUCUUCCAGCAUGAACAACUAUGGAGAAAAUCUCAAUUGCUGGUUGUCCUUGGGGAAUGGAGCCAUCUGGGCCUUUGUGGCCCCAGCCCUGUUUGUCAUCAUGGUCAACAUUGGCAUUCUCAUUGCUGUGACCAGAGUCAUCCAGAUCAGUGCGGAGAACUACAAGGUCCAUGGAGAGGCGAAUGGUUUUAAGCUGACGGCCAAAGCAGUAGCAGUGCUCCUGCCCAUCCUGGGGAGUUCCUGGAUUUUUGGUGUGCUUGCUGUGAAUAACCACGCCAUCAUGUUCCAGUACAUGUUUGCAGUGUUUAACUCUUUACAAGGAUUUUUCAUCUUUCUAUUUCACUGUCUCCUGAAUUCUGAGGUGAGAGCUGCCUUUAAGCAUAAAACCAAGGUCUGGUCCCUUACCAGCAGUUCUAUUCGCAACAUCAAUGUGAAGCCCUUCAACUCCGACAUUAUGAAUGGAACCCGCCCGGGAACAACUCCGACCAAACUCAAUACUUGGGACAAGAGCAGCAACUCAGGCAACCGGAUCGACUUGUCAGCGGUGUGACCUGGGGUCAGCUUCCCUUCACCCUGACAAGCCUGCCACAUCCUGGGGGCUCAGCCCCCACCAGAGCCCCAUCCAAAUAUUUUCACAGAUAUUGUUAGUAUGAUUUUUUCUCCUCAUCACUGCCUGGGAAAUGGAAACUGGCUGUCUUGCUUAUUGGAUAGCUGGCCGUCUUCUUAUGUUCACUCUCUUGUGUUUAAUGGAGCUCACCCCUUGGUGUAGAAUAUAGAGUAGCUCUUGCCCUGGGGUAUACUGGAUAGCUUACUCAGUGAUGAGAACAGUAGAUAGAAGGAAAGAAAAAAGAACACAACCCCACCCACCCCUACACUGCUGCUGUCUGAAGCCUGAAGCUGUAUGGUUACCGUGAACACAGGCCCCCUGAAGGACAUGCUUCAGCUUCAGAAAGAAAAGAAUGAAGCUAAAAUACUCCAUGAUGGGAGUCUGAAGUCAGUCUUCUUGCUUCUUUCACAUUCUCUGUUUGCACCUGAGGAGCCCAAUCAUCCCAGCGGUGAAGACACAGAAUACCAAAGACCAAGGCAAAGGAAAGGAAAUCCAUCUGAAAACCAGCAGGUCUCUGUGCUGAGAAGAGAGAGAGAGAGAGAGAGAGAAGCUCUGUUCAGCCUUUCAUACUGUAUUGGAGGCUCAAGCCCAAGGAAACUAAGACUUUUAUCAUGUUAUCAAGACAUGCUGGGGUUCACACAAAUACACGUAGUGGCCAUCCAUCCUUAGGCAGAUGAUAGGCGUAUAUGAGCUACAAUCUAUGUAGGAUAUCAUAUGUACAUACACAACAUCUACACGCUCACAGUCAUUUAUAUAAACACAGCAUGUACAUAAACCUGUUCAUAUUAUCCUCAAAUCUGUGCAAAAUUAAAGCUUGAUUCAGAAUUCAGAAAGAUGUUACCAGCCUGGAUGACACCCACUACAUUUUCCUGAUUGCCUUUCCUUCUUACAGCUAUCUGUUGACCCCAAAGUCUGCCUAAAGAUUUUGCCUAUCAGAACCUUACAGUUGUAAUUACCUUUAUCCAUUAGAAUAGGGGCUCCUUGAGAGCAGGAAUUGUUUCAUUUUAGUGUUUGUUAUCUAUCCUUCAGUACCUAAUACAGUGCCUUGCUCAAAAUAAAGGCUGAAUUAAUGUCUGUUCAUUUGACUUACCCCAUGGGCACAGGGCUUAUGAGUAUUAAGUGUUGUCAGGACAAUGACACCCAAUUCUAAAAUAAUCCAGCAGCAAAUGACAAAGAAGAUGAGAUCACAGCAACAUCUGUGGGUAAUUUCUAUAGCUUGUGUUCAUAGAUGCCUUUGGAGUCCUUGGAAAUUCUUGUCGAUCUCCACCUGUGUUCUUUGAAUAAAAGGAAAGUGCUUGUGAAGCAAAA